Messenger RNA from Solanum stenotomum, 513 nucleotides. RefSeq lists its product as uncharacterized. NCBI's taxonomy places the organism in Eukaryota, Viridiplantae, Streptophyta, Magnoliopsida, Solanales, Solanaceae. The record is from RefSeq and is a predicted model, not a curated record. Gene Ontology annotation, molecular function: nucleic acid binding. The transcript has a single exon. Bases 1 to 513 code for a protein of 170 amino acids.
AUGGUGCAAGGAUCUAGGCAGUGGCAUGAAAAACUACCAUUUGCUCUCUUGGGAUACCGCAUGACUAUUUGUACGUCAAUCGGUACAACUCCUUACUUAUUUGUUUACGGUACUGAGGCUGUCAUAUCCGCAGAAGUUGAAAUCCCUUCUCUUCGAAUCAUUGUCGAAGCAGAAAUUGAGUACACGAAAUGUGUUAAAUCAAGGUUAGAACAAUUAGCACUGAUAAACGAAAAACGGUUGACAUCAAUUUGCUUUGGUCAAUUAUAUCAGCAGAGGAUGGCUCGAGCUUAUAACAAGAAGGUACGCCCAAGAAAUUUUGAAGUCGGUCAACUUGUUAAGAAACGCAUCCUUCCCCAUCAAGACGAGGCCAAAGGAAAGUUUGCCCCAAAUUGGCAAGGCCCUUAUGUUAUUAAAAAAGUGCUAUCAAAAGGAGCAUUGCAACUAGCAGAUAUGGAGGAAAAGGCAAUCGACACAAUUGUUAACGCAGAUUCGAUCAAAAGAUACUACGUUUAA